AAUUGAAAGAGGUGGGCCGUUGGCCUCCUCCUAGGAGUACUUGUGUGUUGAAAUCGGAAGGACGUUCUGGAGUUUGAGCGCGAUUUUUCCGGGAAGGCUGCGGGGUUGGAAGUGCGUAUUGGGGUUUGGAUCUCGUGCAGCAGCGCAACUAACCUGCUGCAACGGCGCUGUGACACCCCUGUCCCGGGGCCCCCACUUUAGCCUGUUGCUUCUCUGGUCGCUCCAGGUCAGUUUUUCCCGGCGACUCUAGUGUGGCUUCCAAACUUCUGGGCUCCGGGCUUACUUCGGAAUUUGCCCCCGCCCCCUACUCGCUUCCCUCAGGCCCCAGGAAGUUGCGAGAGUCCUAUUUGUCGCACACUCGGGGACCGCGGGUGGCCGGCGGAGAUGAAACCGUCUUGGCUGCAAUGUCAUAAAGUCACCAGCGCCGGGGGGCUCGGAGGGCCCUUGCCUGGGUCCUCUCCGGCCCGGGGAGCCAGUGCGGCCCUCAGGGCUUUAGUGGUCCCGGGCCCGCGGGGCGGUCUCGGGGGCCGGGGAUGCAGGGCGCUGUCCUCCGGCAGUGGCAGCGAGUACAAGACCCACUUCGCAGCGUCGGUGACCGACCCGGAGAGGUUCUGGGGCAAAGCUGCCGAGCAGAUCAGCUGGUACAAGCCCUGGACCAAAACGCUGGAGAACAAACACUCGCCCUCUACCAGUUGGUUUGUGGAAGGAAUGCUUAACGUUUGUUAUAAUGCCAUUGAUCGUCAUAUUGAAAAUGGUAAAGGGGAUAAGAUUGCUAUCAUCUAUGACAGUCCUGUUACAAACACUAAAGCAACCUUUACCUAUAAAGAAGUUCUGGAGCAGGUCUCCAAGCUGGCUGGUGUCUUGGUCAAGCAUGGCAUCAAGAAAGGUGACACUGUGGUUAUCUACAUGCCCAUGAUCCCACAGGCGAUGUAUACCAUGUUGGCAUGUGCAAGGAUAGGUGCCAUCCACAGUCUCAUAUUUGGAGGAUUUGCUUCCAAAGAACUAAGUAGUCGCAUUGAUCAUGUAAAGCCCAAGGUGGUUGUUACAGCAUCAUUUGGCAUUGAACCUGGAAGGAGGGUAGAGUACGUACCACUUGUAGAAGAAGCGCUAAAAAUAGGACAACACAAACCAGACAAAAUUCUCAUUUAUAAUCGUCCAAAUAUGGAGGCGGUUCCUUUGGCUCCUGGUCGUGACCUUGAUUGGGAUGAAGAGAUGGCAAAAGCCCAGUCACAUGACUGUGUUCCUGUUCUUUCAGAACACCCAUUGUACAUUCUUUACACAUCUGGCACAACGGGGUUACCUAAGGGUGUGAUUAGGCCCACUGGGGGAUACGCUGUCAUGCUAAACUGGUCAAUGUCUUCCAUAUAUGGACUUCAACCCGGAGAGGUGUGGUGGGCAGCUUCUGACUUAGGCUGGGUUGUUGGACAUUCCUAUAUCUGCUAUGGGCCUCUUCUCCAUGGGAACACAACAGUUUUAUAUGAGGGGAAGCCUGUGGGAACACCAGAUGCUGGCGCUUAUUUCCGUGUGCUUGCAGAGCAUGGAGUAGCUGCCUUGUUUACAGCACCAACUGCAAUUAGAGCAAUCCGUCAACAGGACCCUGGGGCAGCUUUGGGGAAGCAGUACUCUCUGACAAGGUUCAAAACAUUAUUUGUGGCUGGAGAACGAUGUGAUGUAGAGACCCUGGAAUGGUCCAAAAAUGUCUUCAGAGUACCUGUCUUAGACCAUUGGUGGCAAACUGAGACUGGAUCUCCAAUUACCGCAUCAUGUGUUGGAUUAGGCAAUUCUAAAACACCUCCACCAGGGCAAGCAGGAAAAAGUGUUCCAGGAUACAAUGUUAUGAUUUUGGAUGACAACAUGCAAAAACUGAAGGCUCGGUGUUUAGGAAAUAUUGUGGUAAAGUUACCAUUGCCACCUGGGGCUUUUUCAGGACUCUGGAAGAAUCAGGAAGCAUUCAAGCAUUUAUACUUUGAAAAAUUUCCUGGAUAUUAUGAUACCAUGGAUGCUGGUUACAUGGAUGAAGAAGGCUAUGUGUAUGUUAUGUCUCGAGUGGAUGAUGUAAUAAAUGUUGCAGGCCACAGAAUUUCUGCAGGUGCCAUUGAAGAGUCAAUCCUUUCCCAUGGUACCGUGGCAGACUGUGCUGUUGUUGGCAAGGAAGAUCCCUUAAAAGGUCAUGUUCCCUUAGCACUCUGUGUAUUGAGAAAAGAUAUAAAUGCAACAGAGGAGCAAGUUUUGGAAGAAAUUGUGAAACACGUUAGACAGAACAUUGGCCCUGUGGCUGCUUUUCGAAAUGCAGUGUUUGUCAAACAGCUACCCAAAACCAGAUCUGGCAAGAUCCCCCGAUCAGCUUUAUCUGCCAUUGUCAAUGGCAAGCCAUACAAGAUAACUUCUACAAUUGAAGACCCCAGCAUUUUUGGCCACGUAGAAGAAAUGCUGAAGCAAGCAUAAAGAGUUUGUCUUAUUCCUAUUUUGAGUUGAUUUGAGUUAAUUUCUUAAAUGAAAUUAAAUUAUUUGAGUUGUUUCUCAGAAAUAAAUAUUUCAGUAGAAAUUACUUGCAAACUGAAAUGUGAAUUGUAAAACUUGGCCUAAACAAAUCUAAUGAAAACAUGUGAAAGACCUGUGCCUUUUGUUUGAUAUGACCCUGUUAGCAUUGUUAUUAGUUAUCUAUAACAUGGCUUAUUAAAUGUCAUCUACUGCUUUAGGAAAA
Molecule: messenger RNA, 2704 nt
Organism: Pongo pygmaeus (Bornean orangutan)
Lineage: Eukaryota; Metazoa; Chordata; Mammalia; Primates; Hominidae
Gene: ACSS3
Product: acyl-CoA synthetase short chain family member 3
Exons: 16
Coding region: 385-2445 (686 amino acids)
Cellular component (GO): mitochondrial matrix
Molecular function (GO): propionate-CoA ligase activity
Source: RefSeq, a predicted model, not a curated record